Molecule: messenger RNA, 2938 nt
Organism: Gadus macrocephalus (Pacific cod)
Lineage: Eukaryota; Metazoa; Chordata; Actinopteri; Gadiformes; Gadidae
Gene: col9a1c
Product: collagen alpha-3(IX) chain
Exons: 34
Coding region: 44-2158 (704 amino acids)
Cellular component (GO): collagen type IX trimer
Source: RefSeq, a predicted model, not a curated record
GGAGACGGACGCCGAGGCCUCUGUGGUGUUUGAGCUCCAGUGGAUGUUGAUUCACUGUGACCCAAAGAGGGCUCAGAGGGAGAGCUGCAGCGAGCUGCCCGCCACUGAGAUGUUUGCCAAUGCUGAGCCGGACAAGGGAUUCCAAGGACCCCCGGGCGCGCCCGGCCCCGAGGGCCCGCGGGGGCCCCAAGGGGAGAACGGCAGAGACGGGAGGGAUGGUCUCCCGGGGACAACUGGCAAUCCCGGAGCAACUGGCCCCAAGGGGGAGCAGGGGGAGAUCGGCCUGCCGGGACAGAGGGGCCUGGGCGGCCUCCCGGGACCUGCUGCGUCCCCUGGCUCAAUGGGUCCAAGAGGGCCUGUCGGAGAAAGAGGACUUCCUGGUUUUCCUGGCAUAGCAGGACCCCCUGGGCCGGCCACAGAAGGACCAGCUGGAACCCCCGGGAAACCUGGAAUUCCGGGAGACGAGGGGAACAUCGGACCGGAGGGCACCCCAGGUACCAGGGGGAGUAAUGGCAACCCGGGUGUUCCCGGCCUUCCAGGACCACCGGGGCCUAUGGGGCCUCCUGGUGUCGGCAGCCCCGAGGGGAGUGGGGAACCUUGUCCAGCUGCUUGCCCCGCAGGACCACAAGGACUGGCAGGGCUUCCAGGCAUGAAGGGACACAAAGGUAGCGAUGGGGACCCUGGGACACCCGGCACAGACGGAGCACAAGGAGCAGACGGACUUCCCGGGGCUGCAGGUCCUCAAGGACACAUGGGCGACGACGGACAAAGAGGGCCCAUUGGAUUGUCGGGAACAGCGGGCGAAAAAGGAGAUAGAGGUCCUCCUGGUUUUAAUGGCAACGUGGGUCCGACUGGGCCGCCCGGAAAUCCCGGUGUGGAAGGUGUACGAGGACGUCAGGGUUUGGAGGGUCCUAAGGGGGAUGAGGGAGCGGUCGGGUCACCAGGCGAGCAGGGUAUCCAAGGAGACAAAGGAGAAACCGGGGAAGCCGGCAAAGAUGGCAUGGAUGGUAUCCCCGGUGUGGACGGGAGCAAGGGAGAGGCUGGCGUUGCAGGAAUCGUUGGUGUCAGGGGCAUUGUGGGAAUCCCGGGCCUUCCAGGGAAACAGGGAGGGGUUGGACCCACUGGAGAGAAGGGAGAUCUGGGUGCUGAGGGAGCUGUGGGGCCAGUCGGACUAUCUGGAAAGGCGGGCGAGCAAGGAGAGCCAGGAGAGGAUGGAAAACCAGGAGCCAAGGGGGCCACAGGGGAAUCCGGGAAGCAGGGGCCGCUGGGGGCAGAAGGCCCACAGGGCGUCCAGGGGGACAAAGGGGACAAGGGGGACACCGGUGCAAUGGGGAUAAAGGGCCACACUGGACUCAAAGGAGAUCAGGGGCCAAUGGGUCCAUCCGGCCAGAAAGGAAGUGAGGGAGAUAAUGGUGCUUCUGGAGAUCCCGGAAUUAAGGGCGACCAGGGGCCUCCUGGUGUUUCUGGCGUUAGGGGAGAGCUCGGGGCAAAGGGCAACCGAGGAGCGACAGGGGCCGACGGCAGGCCGGGUCAGCCAGGACACGAGGGCCAGCACGGGCCCAUCGGACCCCGAGGCUUGGAGGGAGAGAGCGGCAUCCCCGGGGCCCCAGGACCCAGGGGCCUACCUGGUCCUAAAGUGAACGACGACAAGCUAAGAGACCUUUGCUCAGUCAUUGUUGAAGAACAACUACUAGAAUUCAGGAAAGAGAUGAUGAAGAGACCAGCAGCACUGGGCUCACCUGGUACCCCUGGACUAGUUGGCCCCCCUGGCCCCAGCGGGCCCCCAGGAGCAAAUGGAGAGCAAGGUCUCAUGGGCCUCAAAGGGCCUCCGGGCUACUUUGGACUUCCUGGUAUUCCUGGAAAGAAAGGUGAAGCCGGGACCCAGGGAGGGAAGGGAGACGCGGGAGAGAACGGCGUUGGAGUCAAGGGAAGCUCUGGAGAGCCGGGCACUCAAGGUCCAGCAGGGACUCCCGGUGUCGGGCUGGACGGCAAGAACGGCGCCCGCGGGGAGACAGGGGCCUCCGGCGCCCCAGGCUCACCGGGGCCCCGGGGGGCCACGGGCCCCACAGGACUUUGCGACCCCUCCACCUGCAUAGGCAGAUCGCCCCCACUCUACAUGCUCGCUGGAAGGAAGUCCUCCAGCUACAAAAACCAAUGAGACAGAAAAAAUAACAAUAUAUAUAUAUAUAUAUAAAUAAAAUACAAGAUGGUUCAAAAUGGUGAACCUCCACGCCACGUGGUCCCCCCCCCCCCCUGUUCGGCAGGGGUCUGGGAGAAACAAUUUUUCUUUUCAGUUUUAAAUGCCUUCAUUCAAAUUGUGGAUCAAAAGAGACACAGGGAUUACAGAGACACAAUUAUAGAGUACACAAUGGACAUUUAAAAAUUGCACAACCUGAUUUUUAUCUGACUACCACUGACAAAGGAAACCUCACACGCAUACACUCACACAUCCCUCUGUCCAUCUCUCGUUCCCUCUUGAUACGCUGGGCCCAGUACGAGGCAGCUUUACAUUGAUUGACCUCGCAAAAAUUGUGUCUGCGCUCCCCCUUUCUGCAUUUUCAGCAGAAAUAACAAGGCCUUUGUUGUAAAGCAGUUAAAAGGCACAACUGAAUGAUGUUUAUUUUACACCUGUUGUUUUCAAUUCCAUUAACACACCUCAAUGUGUUUUCCUUUAAAGUGUACAUUCAGCAUUGAUACACAGCAAGAUAUCAUCUAUAUUUCCUUCUCAUUGCCUGAUGGACUACCACAUAUAUUAACAAAAACAGCUGCAUACGUUGCAGUAGAACAAGCUUUGGAAUCGCAUCAUAAUUACCAAAGAAAUGACCAGGCAUAAUGUUACAAUUAUAAAAUGAAGUCAUCCCCAGCCACUUGAGAUUAUAGGUUCUUUUUUUUUUUUUAUAGGUCUUUCAAAUAAUGUAAUAAAAUGGGUUUUUGACAA